AUGCUUGCUCUGAACCGCACGUGUCGCUUCAGGAAACCUGACCUGAAAUAUCCUCUCUCUUUUCUCCAACAGAAGAUCAUCGGCGUCUUCAAACCAAAGAACGAGGAACCGUACGGCCAGCUGAACCCCAAGUGGACCAAAUGGCUGCAGAAGCUCUGCUGUCCGUGCUGUUUCGGCCGGGACUGUCUGGUCCUGAAUCAGGGCUACCUGUCAGAGGCCGGCGCCAGUUUGGUGGACCAGAAACUAGAGCUCAACAUCGUGGGCUCAUUCCAGCUUUUCGUGGAGGGGUAUAAAGAUGCUGAUUUCUGGCUGCGCCGGUUCGAGGCGGAGCCUUUACCAGAAAACACUAAUCGCCAACUCCAGCUACAGUUUGAGAGACUGGUGGUGCUGGAUUACAUCAUCAGAAACACAGAUCGAGGAAAUGACAACUGGCUCAUCAAAUAUGACUGUCCGAUGGAUAUAUCAAGCAACAGGGACAGUGACUGGGUGGUGGUGAAGGACCCCAUCAUUAAACUGGCAGCCAUUGACAACGGUCUGGCCUUCCCUCUCAAACACCCAGAUUCAUGGAGAGCCUACCCAUUUUACUGGGCUUGGCUGCCACAAGCGAAAGUUGCAUUUUCCCAAGAGAUCCAAGAUUUAGUUCUGCCCAAAUUAUCCGACCCGAACUUCAUCAAAGACCUUGAAGAAGAUCUAUAUGAGCUUUUUAAGAAAGACCCGGGUUUCGACAGAGGACAGUUCAAGAAGCAGGUCUCAGUAAUGAGGGGUCAGGUGAGUCAUUUAUAACUAUAUUAUAGUUGUGAUUACAGGUACUAAAAGCAAUAAUCUGCAUUAUAAUAUUAUGAUAUUUUAUACAGUAGGAC
Messenger RNA from Sinocyclocheilus grahami, 860 nucleotides. RefSeq names its product phosphatidylinositol 4-kinase type 2-alpha-like. Bases 1 to 783 code for a protein of 260 amino acids. Gene Ontology annotation, biological process: endosome organization; Golgi organization; phosphatidylinositol phosphate biosynthetic process. The record is from RefSeq and is a predicted model, not a curated record. Gene Ontology annotation, molecular function: 1-phosphatidylinositol 4-kinase activity. The transcript has 6 exons. Gene Ontology annotation, cellular component: lysosomal membrane; trans-Golgi network; plasma membrane. NCBI's taxonomy places the organism in Eukaryota, Metazoa, Chordata, Actinopteri, Cypriniformes, Cyprinidae.